AAUUUAGAUGACUUCUUUAAAAUGGCUUCAAAUACUUGAUAAAAAUCAAAUAGUUGUUCAUUCAUUUAUAACACCAAAAUCCAACCUUUAUUUAUUUUUAUGUUACAGAUGUUUGCAUAAUCAGCAGGUUAGAUACUAUCAAAGGCGCCCUGAAAAAAAAGGACUAAUUUCUCGUUUUAUUGAAAACAUACAAGAAGGGUUAAAAAGAGAUAAGCAGAUGCAGGAAAAUCUAAAGAAAUUUAAAGAAGAAGCAAAAAAGUUUGAUGAGUCUGAUGCAAUAAAAGAAGCAAAGUUAAAACUAUCAACUGUUAAUCGUAUUAAGGAACAAGUUUCACCUUAUUUAAAACAAGUUGAAGGUACUGUUAAAAGUUCAGCUGGUACAGUAAGCAAAACAGUUGAAAAAUUGUAUGAAGAUGCUACUAAAUCUGAAAUUUUCAAGAAAGGACAAGAGGGUGUGUAUGAGCUAGGUAAAUCUGUUAAGCAGGCAGCUUCUACAAUAUCAAAGCACAGUGAAGAAAUUGAAAAAAAUGAGACUUUUAAAACAGCAUCACAGGCUUUUUCCAAAGUAAAGGAAGAUCUUUUUGAUGAUAUUGCAAAGGAAUCUCGGCCGUAUCAACGCCCUGAACAUCUUAAAAGACGUACUCAAUUGAAUAAAGCAGAAAAAAAGAUCGAAGCAAACACUGAUGAACAAGAAGUUGUUUUGCAUAAGGAUUCAAAAUGGCAAGAACAAUGGAAAAAUUUUAGAGAUAAUAAUCCUGUGGUCACAGGUUUGUUUUCUCUCAAAACCAAGUAUGAUGAGUCAGACAAUGUAAUAAUUCGUGCAACAAGAGUUGUAACAAAUAAACUUUCUGAUGUGUUUAGCGAUGUGUUUUCUCAAUCAGAGCAAGCAGCCACGAUAGCUGAAAUAACAAAAAUUGAUCCUUCUUUUAAUAAAGACAAGUUUAUUAAAGAAUGUGAGUUUGAAAUCAUACCAACUGUUUUAGAAGCAUAUCUUCGAGGAGAUAUUGAGUGUUUACAAGAUUGGUGUCAUGAGGGGGUGUUCAGUAUUCUAUCUACACAAAUUAAAAAUAACUCUGCGCAGGGAUUGGUUAAUGAAUCAAGAAUACUAGAUAUUCGUGACGUUGAUCUUGUCAUGGCAAAAAUAAUGGAGCAGGGACCUGUUCUUAUUUUAACUUUUCAAGCUCAGCAAGUGAGUAUCAUGAAAGAUUCAAAAGGAAAAAUUAUAGAAGGAGGAGAGGAUAACAUUGAGAGUGUUAACUAUGUUUGGGCCAUGUGUCGCGAUCAGUCAAUAUACGACCACCAUUCUGCAUGGAGAGUUUUAGAAUUAGGAAUACAACAAGCAACACCAUAUAUUUAAAAUGAUUAAAUUAAGACUGUAAAACUUUUUUACUUGACUUUCUCUUGUAGUUUUAGAACCUCCAAAACCUUUAAAAAAGCAA
Hydra vulgaris (swiftwater hydra) is the source of this 1439-nucleotide messenger RNA. RefSeq names its product mitochondrial import inner membrane translocase subunit TIM44. Gene Ontology annotation, biological process: protein import into mitochondrial matrix. Gene Ontology annotation, cellular component: mitochondrial inner membrane. The record is from RefSeq and is a predicted model, not a curated record. Lineage: Eukaryota; Metazoa; Cnidaria; Hydrozoa; Anthoathecata; Hydridae. Gene Ontology annotation, molecular function: protein-folding chaperone binding.